CAAGUCAAUGCAUCCAUCCCGGCAACUCUUUCAAAUUCUCUCCUCCUCUUCUCUCUUUGAUCUGCGCAAAGACAUUUUGCUUUAAUUUUCUCCUUCCGUCCCAGUCCUCGUCUGCUGUUCCUUGCAGGUUCAAACUUGUCUUCCCCUUCUUCUUCAAUGAUUUGGAUCUGGAGGUCAGUGAGACGGAAGCGUGUGGCAGUUAUGUCUUCACAAAUGUAGUGGAAGAUCUAGGUGCAGAGCUUCCUAGCGGUCGUUAAUCGUUCAAGUCACGAUUAGAUACUUUGGUUACUCCACUGCAACAACUUGGCCAAAAACUCAGCAGACAGCAACGAUGGUUCUUGGUCAGAAGACAGUUACUAGGAACAGUAAAAGGCCCUCUGUUCAACUCGAGUAUGUAAUCCAUAUUCAGGACAUCAAACCUUGGCCUCCAUCACCCCUACUCCGGUCCCUGCGCUCAGUCCUGAUUCACUGGGAGAAUGGUGAACGGAGUUCCGGGUCUACAAGGUCUGUCACACCCAAUCCCGGUUCUGUUCCCAAUGAUGGAAAGAUAGAAUUCAAUGAGUCCUUUAGACUACCAGUGACCCUUCUGAGAGAUAUGUCAGUUAGAACAGGAAAUGCCAUUACAUUCCAGAAGAACUUCCUAGCAUUUAACCUGUACGAACCUCGAAGAGACAAUAUCCUCAAAGGACAGCUGAUAGCAACCGCAAUAAUAGAUUUAGCCAAUUACGGAGUCGUGGAUGAGCCUUUGAGUGUAAGUGCUUUGCUAAACUGCAAGAGGAGCUUCAGGAACAUGGCUCAGCCAUUUUUGCACAUCAGGAUUCAGCCUAUUGAGAAGGGUCGAGCACAUUCCUCGUCAUGUGGGAGUGCCUCAAUAGAGCUGUCAGCAGGAGAGCAUGAUGGUGAAUCUAUUUCAGCCUCAUUGAUUGAAGAAUAUGCAGAGGAAGCAGAGAUAGCCUCUUUUACCGAAGACGAUAAUUCUUCUUUACCUCCCAUGAAGUCCAAUGGAAGCUCACCUAUCCAAAAUGAGCAGGUCAAAAGGGAACUCUGGAUCUUCUCAGGAACUGAUGCAACUAACCUGGAGGACACUGCUGCAGUGGAUAAAAGUGCAAUUGAGAAAGGCUACCUUCUAGAAGAAAAACAAUCUAUAGAAGAUGAUGGACUAAACAUAAUCUCAACUGAUAACUCUGUAGAACAAGGUCUCCCAGGGGAUGGUGCAUUUUCCUUCAGCUGGGAGAGUUUCAAUUUGAAGGACAAUCAUCACAUGGAUGAUGUGUCCACUGGGUCACCAUUGGAUACUGUUAGGACAAAUGGAUAUGGAAGUCAUAAACCCCUUGUGGGAGAAAGACAUCCAUGGGGAGCAAAAAACAAUAGAUACAACGAAAGAAAAGAAGCUACACUGUAUCCCAAGGAUCGAACAGGCACAGUAACCAAUGCCAAAGUCCAACAGUUGCAGCACAGAAUUCAAGGGCUGAAAGGAGAGUUGAGAGAAGCUGCUGCGCUCGAGAUUUCACUUUUUGCAGUCAUUGCAGAGCAUGGAUGUUCCAGCGCCAAGUUGCAUGCUCCAGCUCGGCGCCUUUCCCGAUUCUAUCAUCAUGCUUGCAGAGAACUUUCUCAACAGAGGAGAGCUAGUGCAGCUAGGAGUGCUCUUUCCGGAUUAGUAUUGGUGGCAAAAGCUUCUGGGAAUGAUGUCCCAAGGUUAACUUAUUGGCUGUCAAAUUGUGCUGUGCUGAGAGCGACUUUAAGCUGGACAGUCACGGAGGGAAAUUUUGUUCAUCCAUCUUCAAAUGGGAAGGAAUCUUUUCUGGGCAAGAGGGCAAACAAAAGUAAUGGAAAAGUUCCUGGCUGGGAUGAUCUCCAUGCUUUCAUAGGUGGACUCGAAAAUAUUGAAGCUUGGAUAUUCUCCCGAGUGGUCGAGUCUAUCUGGUGGCAGAUUGUGAUUCCACAUAUGCAAUCUGCUUCCGAGAAAGCAAGCAACGGAGGCAAGCAGUCUCGUGAAGCUUGGGCAGAGGACCAAAUGCAAGCUCACGUUUCAUUCAAACACUGGAAGAAAGUCUUUAAGGAGGCCCGUGAGAGGCUUUGUCCUGCUAAAGCGGGAGGGCAAACUUGUGGCUGCUUGCCUGUGCUUGCUAGAUUGAUCAUGGAGCAGUGUGUAGCAAGGUUAGAUGUGGCCAUGUUCAAUGCUGUUCUCCGCAAAUCUGGUGAUGAGAUCCCAACCGAUCCACAGUCUGAUCCCAUCGGUGAGUCCAAGGUUCUCCCUAUCCCAGUAGGAAAGUUGAGCUUCAAAGCAGGGGCGCAACUGAAGAAUGUGAUUGGAAACUGGUCUAGGUGGCUCACUGAUCAUUUUGGUGUUGACGACGGGGACUUAACUGAAGAUGGGAAUGGAAAUCUCAGCAAAUAUGAAAGCCAAGAAAAAACAUCUAAGCCGUUCCAUCUCUUAAAUGCAUUGAGCGAUCUGAUGAUGCUGCCAAAAGACUUGCUUCUGAGCGGAUCUGUGAGAAAGGAGGUAUGCCCGACAUUCGGUGCACCAUUGAUCAAGAGGGCCUUAGAGAAUUUUGUCCCAGAUGAGUUUUGCCCCAAUCCUGUUCCAAAAGCAGUGCUCGAAGCAUUGGCAUCUGAGGAAACUACGAACUUGUUGGCAUGCUCACCGCAAAAAGCACCUCUAAGUCGGAGUCCAUACGAAUUCUCACAUUUCAGCCUCGAUUUCUGCAGGAAAAUCAUUUGGAUGGUGAGGAGCAUUCGUUCACGAGCUACCCCUGCAUUGCAGCUCCCCCUGUUUAUUCACCCCUUUCAGCAGCUUCCAUAUCGGGAACUCUCACUGAUGAUUUCCAAAGCGAACCCCGACUGAGAAAGAGCAGGUCAAUUUUGCUCACAAAAGAACAGAACAGUGAUGAUGAACUCGAUGAACUGAUCUCGCCAUUAGCCUCAGUCCUCGUCGAUGGGUCCCUAUCUUCGCCGACUUCAACUAUCCCUAGUUCGAUCUUGAAAGGAAAUGGUGUCGGGAUUGCUCUCAGAUACGAGCUACUUCGGGAUAUUUGGAUGGACAGCUAGUAGCUCAUGUCAUGGGCAUUAUACAAGUGUACAUGGGCAGGCAUGAUACAGACGAAUAAAAAAAUACUGAAAUGUAGCAUUUCUUUUUCGAGCCAACCAUAUGUCCUCAGUCUAUCGGGUUGAUAAUGGUCCAUACUCAAGUGUUGGCUUACCCUAGUCGCGAAGUUCUUCCGGUGGGCCGGUAGCACCUCGUAUUUUUUUGUCCUGUUUUUGAUGUUUCAAUAAUGAUUACUCUGAGAAUUGUGUCAAUGGAAUUAUAAACAAAAGCAAAAGAAAAAUGCUUCGAGUGUUUACAUAAAGAAUAUAAAGAUUGUCAAUGGAA
Punica granatum (pomegranate) is the source of this 3370-nucleotide messenger RNA. The record is from RefSeq and is a predicted model, not a curated record. Lineage: Eukaryota; Viridiplantae; Streptophyta; Magnoliopsida; Myrtales; Lythraceae.